AGGUGGGAGGCCAACAAACUCCGUUUCAGAAACGAGCUGUCACAGCUUUGCGGCAAAAUCAUAUGGUGCUGGGGGAGAAAGAGGCUCUGGGACUGUGGGCCCAGGUGCAGGGCAGGGGAGCCAUGUCAGAAGUGCAAUGGAAGGGAAGCAGGAGAAGAGGAGGAGGGGGAGUGAGGACGAGGAGAUGGACGUGCGGCGGAUCGAUGGCUUGGGCUUGAAUAAUGACUCGGAGGAGGCUGCGGCAUGUAGAGAUUUAGGGGAUGCGAAGAAAGAUGAUGUUGGAAAUACUUCGAAUGCCAAUAAUAUGGUCUCAGGUGGUGGAGAAAAGAAAGGGAAGAAGAAGGGCACCGGUGCAAAGAAUCUUAUGGCUGAGAGGAGGAGGAGGAAGAAGCUGAAUGACCGGCUUUACAUGCUCAGAUCCGUUGUUCCAAGAAUCAGCAAGAUGGAUAGAGCUUCUAUUCUUGGAGAUGCCAUCAAGUACUUGAAGGAGCUUCUGCAAAGGACGAAUGAUCUUCACAAUGAAAUCAGGUCAACACCUUGCAGUACUUCAAUAUCUGCUACAACUAAGACAAGCUUGCACCCAUUGGCACCCACAUCACCAACUCUGCCUUCCCGUGUCAAGGAGGAACGCCCCACCAAACCACCAAGGGUUGAAGUGAUGGCAAAAGAGGGCCAAGUAGUGAACAUUCACAUUAGCUUGGUUUCCACCCUAAGGACACUUGAAAGCCUUGGCCUUGAUGUCCAACAGGCAGUUAUCAGCUGUUUUGAUGGGCUUGCACUUGAUGUUUUUCGAGCUGAGCAAUGCAAGGAUGGACCUCGAGUUCCACCUAAAGAAAUCAAAGCUGUGCUCUUGCAAUAUGUCGGCUAUCAAAGUGGAAUGUAGCUAAAUAAAAUUAUGGAAGGAUUUGUAAAGUGACCAACUAUAAUUAUAAAUAUAUUUUAGUUUUAGCAGGCUUU
Molecule: messenger RNA, 957 nt
Organism: Phoenix dactylifera (date palm)
Lineage: Eukaryota; Viridiplantae; Streptophyta; Magnoliopsida; Arecales; Arecaceae
Source: RefSeq, a predicted model, not a curated record